AUGUCCUUCAGUUCAACAGCCAGCUGUGCACAAGACUCCUGUACAGCGAGGAGUGUGACGAGGGCCCUUGGAGAGAGCAUCAGAGAAAAGGCUGAGCAAGAGAAAGACCCCAAAGUCAUAGAGAAGCAGGAGGGUGAGAGACGGGGCCCCGAAGGGGCUGACACUGGCUGUACACAGUCAGCAUUUAGGCCCUUUAGGGUCAAUGCAGCCCUUUCUUCCUUCCUGCCGAGGCAUGGGCCUCUACAGAGGAACCUCCGGGAGGGGUGCUGGCAGCCCACAUGUAAGAUGCCCCACACCUGUUGUUUGAGCUCCUGCCCCCAACGAAAUGCCAUCACAAGCUCCUACAGCUCGACUUCAAGUAUCCAACUGCCGCAGAGUAGGAAGGCUCAGGCCUCAAAAGUGAGAAAGGAGGGCCCUCAGCUUUCCAUUUUAGCUACUGAGAUUUGCCAGAGGAAGAGCCCGGGUGCAGCAACAGGGCAGGAACUCCCCUCUAAGAUCUCCUCGCCCACAGUCCAGAGCUCCAGGCCCCACAAACGCAAGAUUCCUCUGCUGCCGCGUAGGCGAGGGGGAUCUUUUACGCUUCCACCAUGCCCUGAGCCAGGUUUUCGAGUCACCGCUGAAGACCUAGACAGGGAGAAGAAGGCAGCUCUCCAGCGUAUCAGUGCUGCCUUGGGAUGUCAGGGAGGCCACUGGGACGGCAGGGCCAGGCCACCUUCCGACUCUUUCCCCCUGCCAGCUACAGUGACCGCCCCUCCACUUGCUGGCCCUAUGACCUCUGUCUUCUCCUCCCAAAGCUCCCCUCCCAGCGGGGAUCCUAGUGCAGCCAAGGUCACCACCAGACUGCCUACAAAGAGGCUCCGGGUGUCAGCCAAGGACACCACCACCCCGCCUGCAAAGAGGCUCUGGGUGUCAGCCAAGGACACUACCACCCCACCUGCAAAGACGUUCUGUGCCUCCACCCCAACUCAGAGACUACCUGGUAACCCUGGAGCCAACGCCCGGUCCGGAGUUGGGUCCCCUUGUGGGCAGAAGCGUAAAGCCCCUGAAUCUGGCUCUGAAAGGUUCACAAAGAGUUGA
This is a messenger RNA of Galeopterus variegatus (Sunda flying lemur), 1077 nucleotides long. RefSeq names its product putative POM121-like protein 1. The record is from RefSeq and is a predicted model, not a curated record. The coding region runs from base 1 to 1077 and encodes 358 amino acids. Lineage: Eukaryota; Metazoa; Chordata; Mammalia; Dermoptera; Cynocephalidae. The transcript has a single exon.